This is a messenger RNA of Cottoperca gobio, 1063 nucleotides long. RefSeq names its product olfactory receptor class A related 3, tandem duplicate 1 (gene ora3.1). Gene Ontology annotation, cellular component: membrane. Gene Ontology annotation, biological process: G protein-coupled receptor signaling pathway. The coding region runs from base 1 to 999 and encodes 332 amino acids. Gene Ontology annotation, molecular function: G protein-coupled receptor activity. The transcript has 4 exons. NCBI's taxonomy places the organism in Eukaryota, Metazoa, Chordata, Actinopteri, Perciformes, Bovichtidae. The record is from RefSeq and is a predicted model, not a curated record.
AUGAACGGCCACAUGGAGGGGGAUGAAGGCACAGAGCUUGUGGGGAUGGGACUUCGUGUCUCUGUAUCCCAUGUGCAAACUACCUUUUACAUCAUCCUGGUGAUGCUGGGCAUCCUGGGUAAUGCCACUGUGGUUGGGGUGAUUGGUAAGAGUGUAAUAAUGGACCGUGUUGGGGGACGUAACUCGGACAUCAUUAUCAUUAACAUGGCACUGUCUAACCUGCUGGUGUCUGUGAUGAGGAACACACUGCUUGUCAUCUCAGACUUGGGACUCGAGCUGUACUCGUCCAAAGAGUGGUGUAAAUUCCUCAUGGGUGUCUGGGUGUGGCUGCGAUCGGUCAAUGUGUGGUCAACGCUCUUCCUCAGUGCGUUCCACCUCCAGACAUUAAGGCGUGUGGCUCCAACUAUCGGGAGCCUUCACGGAUCCCGGGGCCUUCCCAAGAGCCUAAUGCUGAUUCUGGCCCUCAUCUGGUUACUCAACUUUAUUUACUCCAUUCCUGCUCAUAUCUUUUCCACCUCUGGGGACUCGAACAGCACAGAGACCCUGAUGCUGGUGAGCAGCACAACGCGCCCCCUGCUGGGCUGUGUGUGGAACUUUCCCUACGGCAAAAGUGGCCUGGCCUACGCCACCACAUCUAUGGUGAUCCAUGAAACAAUUCCCAUAAUCCUCAUGGCCUUCACCAACCUGGGCUCCCUUUACACCCUCUACACCCAUAGCAGGAUGCGGAGUUCGGUACCAGAUGCACCUGUCAUAAAACGCGUGCCUGCUGAGAGACGAGCAGCCAAGGUGAUUCUCGCUCUGAUUAUGCUCUUCAUUGCAUCCUGGGGAACCAGCAUUAUCUCUGUCAACUAUUUCAACUACAACCGCGGCUCCUCAGCGGAGUUUCUUCUGGUCAUUGCUCGUUUUGCCAACAUCAUCUUCAUUGCCAUGUCGCCUGGUGUUCUGGCAGUUGGGCACCGGCGGCUGCGUUCAUUCAUCAAGUCUGUGCUCUCUCACUGACAGAGCCUCACACAAUACUGAUCAUCAUAAACUGUUGUUUGCAUCAACUUCAGAAAACCCUUAA